This is a messenger RNA of Camponotus floridanus (Florida carpenter ant), 12672 nucleotides long. RefSeq lists its product as uncharacterized. The transcript has 19 exons. The annotation marks the transcript as partial. NCBI's taxonomy places the organism in Eukaryota, Metazoa, Arthropoda, Insecta, Hymenoptera, Formicidae. The record is from RefSeq and is a predicted model, not a curated record. Gene Ontology annotation, molecular function: calcium ion binding.
UAUGUAUUCAAACAGACAGAGUGGAAACACAUCGCCUUUGCAGGUGAUCUCUACGAUGAGUCGGUGCAAUAUGGAAACAUAGAGGAACGCAAGAGAGAAGGCACCGUCAACAUAUGGUCCGCGAACGAGGAUAACGUAAAUCUUGGGAGAAUCGACGACAAUGACGAAUCUCUUCAGGAUGUGCCGAAAAAACGUGUCAGAAUUCGAGUGCCCGUGGUGCGUAGCAGAAGUGCUAGGCAACACAAGCUUACAAUCGUCAGACGUAGACCCUUAUCAUCUCAUACAAAAGAUCUCACGAUUGUAACACCUACCGAACAUGCUCCACGAAGAAUCGUGGUGACGCGCGUCAGGACUCUCGAGUCGGACAAAUCGAUCUAUCCAACUGAUACUCUAGACUCCGUCGACCAUCAAUCUACCGGAAAGCAUAAAGUGACUAUAACAAGACGCAGAAAGCUUCAAUCCACGAUAUCGAAGUCAGCCAAGGACAAAGUUAGAGUUACCAGGAAGAAGCUAGUUGCGGUGCGACCGAUUCUACCGACGUCUACUGUUGCCAUUAUCACUACUGGAUUCUUUACCGCCCCUUCCUCCGAAUAUGACGAUGAAUAUUCAGACGAGGAAGAUGAGAACGAAUACACGACCAUCAAAGAGGAAGAUCAUAUUGUCAUUACGCCCAGUCUUGAAGAAACGCCAAAUCUUAUUGACAAUAAGCCGGGCGAGGAAAUGAAUCUUGCGUCGUUGGAAGCUAGUUUAACAGGAUCUAAAGAAAGCACGUCAGACACGCCAAUCAUUAUUACUGACAAUUUCUUUUUCCCUCCGUCUGAUGACGAGCAAGAUGAAGAAUACGAUGAUGAAGAAUACGAUGAUGAUUAUUUUGACGUGACUACUACAACUGAAAACGUGGAUAACAUUUUAAAAGAUGAGCAUUCCACAACUGAAGUAAUUUCUGUAAAGGAUGAAAAUAAUGUCAUGUCUAAUGGGAGCGAUAUUGAGACAAAGCAAGAUAAUAUUACAAUACCAAUCAAUCAAAUCACGUCAGAAAAGUCGUCCCAGGAACAAUCAGUGAAGAUGAUUGAAGAAUCCGAUAACAUAACAGAGUUUAUCGAUACCUCUUUAGAAGAUGAUAAUAUUACCUCAAACGCAUCUACUAUCGUAUUAAAUGAAGAUGUACCAACUACUGAAUUUGUUCCUAUAGAAAAAGAUGAUGACGAUAACACUGCAACGAAAGAGUACACGACUACUGCCAAUCCUGAAGAGCAAACUACUUUCAUAGAUGACGUCACUGCAUUAAACCUGCCUGAAACCACCGAAUCUACGACCCUUUCUGAUGACGAAGAUACUACAAACAUACCUAACACGACCGAAGUACAUGAUUCAUCUGUCACUGAGGUGAUAAUGCUCGAUGCAAAAGAAGAGACUCAAGAAUCUUCCGAAGAUACCGGGCGCGAUAUGAUACCGGAAACGGUCAGCGAAAUCCCGGAAGAGCUGCUAAGAGUACGACCCAUACAAUCGGACAGUAAAAUUGAUUCCAUUUCAACCCAGAGUUCUCUAGUCGAGACCGUCUUUUCGUCCAAUGUCACAUUCGCGUCGAGCUUCGAGAGUGUUAUACCACUCGCGACUACGAAAUUACCGACGAAUUAUUCCUCCGACUCGUACGUACCCAGCGUGAUACCCCUCAGCGCGAGUUACGGUAGCGAAACGAAAUCGUCGAUUCGCAAAACCCCCGUACUUGACACAAUUCCCGUGACAAAAGUCACGACCAAGAUCGCGUCGCCCACGCCAGAGGAGAUCGAAGCCGGAUUAACGGACGAUCUCUACCUGUCGCUGUCCCGCCUCGAUUUCCCCGAGAUCCUGCCGUCGAAACCAGCCACGAUCGGCUUGGAAACCAAAUCUACGGAUCUCACGUUAGAGCCAAGCACGAGUGUUUACUAUACGGAGACGGUAGUGACGUCGACGCGACUAAGGACGUACACGUACGUCGUGACGCAACAGAACGGACUGGAGACUAAAGUGACGUCGUCGACGACCGUACGACCGAGAGUGACGACACUUACGUUGACGGUGCCCGUCACGGUGACUGUCACUCCUACCGUGGAGUCGUCAGCCGACUUCGUAUCGUCUGUGUAUAAUCCAGUACCCAUCGCCGGAGAAUAUGAGGCGAAGGACGAGGAGGAAGGACGCAGGUUCAACCUAGCAACCCGCGUAAUGUCGAACGGCGUGGAAGUCAUCGUCGCGGGACCUACUCCGGCUUUGCGAUGGGAGAACUCGAAUCCUCAACCUACCCUCACCUUGUCAGACGCGGUGGUCAUGCUCCUGCCGCAGGAUAAGCCGAACGAGUUUGUCACGAAGACUUGCACAACAACUUUCACGUAUCUCAGCACGAUCACCAAGGAUGGAACGACUACCGUCACUACAGAGCAGCAGGUUGUAGCGAACACGGCGACGGAGGAACGACAUAGAAAACCUGGCUCCGAAACAGCAGCUGUGACUCUGGAAGCAUCCCCGACUCUACGUACCGAAGUAUUUAAAACGACUUACACGUACCUGACCUUGAACACGGAUCAUCCCGACGUGAAUGACGCUUUGGAAAGUAGCACGAAAGUUAUUACAAACACGGUUACCGCACCGCAGCAUUACCUAGACAUGAUUCUCGAGCCAUCAGAGGCUCCGCGACCGGAAACAAAUACAUAUCUCAGUACCAGAGUGUUGGAAAAGACAUUUAUGGAAGAAGGUCGAACGCAAAUAGAAACGGUCAGCGACACGAUUACCCAGCUGAUUGUAACAGAAUCAGCACCUCCGCCACGACCAACUAGUGUCACAACUACCUUGACUGCCUUGGACAACACUGACGAUAGCGUGACAGAUAUAACAAAGACAUAUUACAUCACGUAUACGUAUUUCAAUACAUUCUUGGAAAAGGGUAGCACGGUAGUUCGUACGAACGUAGCCACAUCGACUGAUGUGGUAUUAGAAAAAGUGCCGGUGCGAAAAACCACCAUGAAAACCGCCCCGAUUAAUCCUACGCAGGAACCUAUACAGAUCUUUGCUACUAAAACAUAUCUUACAACCUUUACUUAUUUUACGACGUUGCUGCAGGCUGGCCCAGAUGGAGAAACGUCAACCACCGUGACGUCUCGUUCGCACAUCGUUGAGAAUGUCGUAACAGAAUCGAUAGCGCCGAGUUUGUUAGAUGCCGAUUACAUGAAUGCCCUAUUGACGACUGCACAUCAUUCCGAUCCGGUGAAAAAUGUCGUCACGGGUUCGACAAUUAUCUUUUUCGACGAGGAGGAUCAGAUUGAUCCGACAGCAACCUCAAAUCUCCCAGAAUCAACCUCUUUUACGGAAAUAAAAAAACAUGAAAACAGUGUCACGAGCACGACUGUAAUGUCGACGAAUACAGUGUCGCAGAAUGUUAGUUCUGACAUAAAACCAAUGGAUUCAAAUAAUAAACAGGAUAAUAAUAGCACGCUAUCAACUGACGAGCCACAAAACAAACGUCCCAAUUCUCAAGGGGAAGAUCUUCAAGUCAGUAAUCUUCUCAGUCUGGGUUCUUUAGGAAUAAACAGCUUGUCUGCCUUGGGACCGGUGAUUACGGCGAUGGCUGGAUUGCUGCAGGGAAAAAGCACCGCCUCUCGUAGAAACGAUACAGUGUCUAUCGCCGAAACGGCACAAGAAGUCACAACACAACGAUCACCGAUUUAUAUUCCCGUUGCAGAAUUUGCUGACGGUGAUAUAGAAACCGCUGAAAGUCAGCAUAUCGCUGCUCAUCUGGCAAAUCUCAAUCACAAUUACAUCGCCGAAACGCGUCACAAGGUAACCAGCAGUCUUGCCGAUGGUAUACCGAUAUCUCCGGGCGAAAUAAUCACGGCAAACAGCGAUGUUAUAAUCGGAAAACCGGGCAAAAUGGCACCGAGAUUGCCGCAAACAUUUUUAAAAGACGAAAAGCACAUCGGCAUGAAACCUCCGCCUUUACCGGUACCGAAUAUUCCGGUGCAUCCUGUAUUGGAAGUCCUGGAAAACGAUGGCGAUGAUGUGCAAACUCAACAAACCGCGCAAGGUCCACAGAUACAGAUCUUGCCGGCUCAUCAGAUUUAUGAGGAACAUUUAAAAGUGCCGGUUUCAAUUCCUCUUGAUAUUCCGAAUCAUCCAACAGUUCCUAAACAAUCUCAAAAAUUACUUCCCGUUCAAUCGAUACCUAAAAGAAUUAUUUCGAAACAAGAUAUUUUGGAAAACGAUCCUUUGCUAAAGCCGCCUGAUAGACCGAAUGUAGAACAAUACGCGAAUCCCAAUGUAAAUCUUAAAAUUCCGGAAUGGAAUCCGGAAAAAUAUAGAAGACCUUGGAGUGCCAAAGAUCCUUUAACACCGCCCUUAUCACCUGCCAGAUUUGAUGAGAUUCAUCCGGACAAACCAAAUGAGAAACCUCGUCCGACUAUGUUAUCUUCGGAAGAACAGAAACGACCGCCGUGGGCACAAAAAGAUCCUUUAUUACCAGAUACUUCUGUUAUUAUACAGAGCUCAGAACCAAAGCCGAUACCUACCGAGCCGAUAGUUCAUCAAGUCCCGCAUGUCAUUGAUAGAUCAACGGGGCAACCUCUAUUGGUCAAUAUUCAACCCAGUCAAGUAGCUAACGUCGUGAUUCCUCAGGGUGGCACGCAAGCUCUGAUUUUUGGAGACACUAAUGAACCUCAUAUAAGUGGCCAAUAUUUUGAUGAUCCUUCACCUUAUCCGGAACCUGAAGUUGGGCCAGGUUUCGUUGGUAUUCAGAAAGUCGAGGAUUUAGUACAAUAUUCAAACGAGAAAGAUCCAGCUGAUUAUAUGGUUCCUCCGUCACCACCUACUAAUUUCAAGCCUACUUCUUCAAAACCAGGCUUUUCCGGUCAUUCGCACGCUGUCCUGUUGUCACCCGUGCGCGGAAGACCGCAAGAAGUGCCAGAUGCGCCUGUAAUACGACCCGAUAAAAGACCAUCAGAAGUUCACUUCAUUAAACGUCCUGACGGAUCCGGAACUUCCAGUCAGGGACACGUUCAUACAGAAAUUCUUGUCCAUCACAAACCAGAGACAGUAAAUAUUCGACCGCAACCUGCUCCUCAUUCUAUCCAUUCUCAUGUGCAUCAACCGCCAGUGCGUGGUUAUUUCUCGAAUAGUCAGAAUCCGGUAGAAUCAGUUCCACCGAGACGCGUAGAGGUCUCGACCGAAGCACCACAUCGCUAUAUAUUCCUUGGAAAACCAGAUUCUGGAAACGAGAUAGCAUUAGGCACCAACUGGAAGCCCGACAAAAAACCAAUCAGAUUCGCGUUAAACAAUCCGAGACCGAGACCGCGACCGAUAUUAAGACCGACGACUAAUCAUCCUCUGGAUAGGCAUGUCUUUAUAGAACGACCGACUGGAGGAUAUCCUGCGAUUAGGAAACCGACAUAUUCUGGACCACAGAGACCUCCGAUAAAUACGCAGCAUACUUUUGCAUUACCACAUCGCCCGUCAAUAAAUUCUCAGUCCUAUCAAGAAACUACUCGAAUGCCGCCUAAACUGUUCACUCUUCAAAAUGAAAAUCAUGAAAGACCGCCGCAUAUUUAUUCAGAUAAAGUACAUAAUAUCGCAACGCCCAAUUCACCAAUUGAACAGAACGAUAAUGUGCCUACUGGAGCAAUAGAAUAUCACAAUCCUUUACAUCCAAGUUCGAUGUUCGAUAACAAACAUUCUCAAGCAUCUACUACGAAAACACCAGAAGAUCAUUCUGAAAAAUGGCAAAUCGGAGGGACACCAUUGGAUACUGAUUCUGACAUCGGUGCCUCGGAAUAUAUCAAUUAUCAGAAUCAUUAUCAUGUAAAAGGAAACAAGAGCCAGGAAAAUGACAAUCAAAAUGAAAAGGAUAUGAUAGAUUCUACGUAUUCUCAAAGUAUCAAUCAAACUUUAAAACCACAAGCUCCAUACGGAACAGUUGGUUCCAUGAACAAACCGCUGGAAAUUGAGCAAGAACACGGAAUAAUUUAUAAACACGAAAUAAAACCAUUGUUGCAAGGACCUUUUGGUAUCGAUAUCUACAACACAAGACCUUACGAAUUACCUAUAGUACAGGGCAAGCCUUUCGGUGUUUAUAACAGUUACACAGUGGAUCAAGUCACUCCUUACGGUUACAAACGAAAAGAAAACAAGUCCGAUUAUGAAAUAGUUCACGGUAUACCCGCAGCUCAUAAUGAGAAUAUAAAACCGGUUAAGAAGAUGCAAGAUGGACAAGUCACAACAUUAAAUUCGCUCGAGCGCGACGAUACUAUUGAUCUGAAACCACCAGAUAGGCCAGGUAGACCGUAUUCUAGACCGAUUAGACCCGAUUCAAGGCCCGUUCUAUAUCUCAAGCCGGAAAUAUUGACGAAACCUCCGAUUAAAUUGGAAGUCAGACCCGAUUAUACUACAAAACGUCCAGAAAAUGUCAAACCAAACACCGCGGAAACUUUCAUCAAUCAGACAUUAAAUUAUGGAUUAAAAUUAAAUCACGAACUCCAGAAUUGGAACGCAGAUGUGCCUCCGAAUAUUGUAAAAUCUCAGCAGAAGAUAUCGACAGGACAUAAUUCUCGAAUUCCUGAGAUUAAAACAUUUGAGAAUAAAAAUGCCACUACACCUCGUCCGAGUACGAUCGGGAAUAAACGUCGGCCGGAUCAUGGAACGUACACAAGAAUACAUCCGGAAUAUCCUCAUAUUUUGACAAAACCGAAACCUCAAGUGCCACAACCGGUAAUCAUUUCGAGCGAUACGACAGGAUUGGAAACGCACGAUCGUCCGAACAUCAAGUUCUCCAUGUCCGUCGAGGCUACGGGCGAGGAAGUGGACAGCAAGACGCAAACCGAAAGACCGCCAAGCAUGCUAGUCACGAAGAAUAAUUUGCACAACAAAAACGACGAAACAUUGAAUACAGCGUAUCAAACGAACUUUGCCACGUCGGAUUCCCAGGAUAAGCGGGACGAGGUCAAGACAAGGCCAGUUAAUAACAAGGAAAUGAAUGUUCCCCACAGAAAUAUGAUGCCACCACCUUUGAAUACAGCAACCGAGCCGAAUAAAUCAAAUAAAAACGAACAGGAGGGACUUAAACCCCCGCCGCUGCCGACGCCAGUGUCGGGCGAUGUACUCGGAUUGUCCCCGCCACCAGUAGCCAUCACUACCACUAAUAUGCCGAUAGAGGAUAGAUUCGCUUUAGUGACAACUAACGAAUCGGGUCUGAAACCGCCCAAAUAUAUACCUCUAAAAGAACCGACGACGAUUGCACCGCCCCCACCUAGCACGAAUAUGGUUCCACCCAGUCCGAGACCGUCGCUCACAAGACCUUUCCUCGUAGAAUUACUGUCGCAGGAUAUGGUACCGCCACCACCGGUUUUAACAACGACAAGACCACUCGAGAUCGCUACCGUACGACCAGCCGUUGCGGUUUCCGGUUCUAUUCAAAUAGCGACUGCUGUUGCCACGUCUCAUAUUCCGGUGGUUCAGGAUAUUGAAUCAAAGAUACCAAUUAUUCACGGCACUGUUGACCUCCCAGUCGUAAUCGACGUUCCCGAUAUUCAUCGAUCCGCAGAAACACGGAUGACCGAACACAUUAGCGUUUACACCGUGCGACCUUUCGAUACAAGACCCGUGUCUAGAAAUUCCAUUCAAACAACAUCGACAUUGCCUACGAAUAUGGUAAUGCCAACAAAGCUAAGACCGCCUCAAAUCAAUUACAUUCAGCCGAGCAGAUCAUCGACGACUCAUCGCGAUGUUCAUCCGACGAGAUCCCAUAUAGUGGAUAUCCCUCCAAAUCCUGUUAAGCGACCUGAACAUCCAAUAUUCUUGGAAUCUAGCUACGAAAGCAUCUUACCGUCAACGAGAGUGGAACCUACCGAGUCUUUAACAUUCAUUAUAGGAACGGAUCAAAAGAAGCAACAACAUUCGACCGCAUCGAACAUCAAGACACAAAAACCGCAUGCAACCGAAUACAGCACAGUCAACAGAACAGCGAACGAAGAAUCAACGAUAAUUGUUACCAGGGUCGAUAGUUCGAUCACUAAAGUAACUAGUACAUUGAUACCAAUGCCAAAUAAUAAGACGCGUUCCGAAACAAGCGAUUCAGCUACGCAAUUCACAAAGAACAUUGAGAAAACUACAACUAGUGUCAUUGCCAAAGAAGAAUCCAACGUGACUGUACGUACAAAGCCAAAGGAGGUGACACGAUUCAAGACAUCGACGGUAACGAGAACUAAGACAUCAGUUCUGGGUUCACCACCAACAACGAGAACACUUCUGCUCACGCAUACGAUGACCACGACGACUGUGGAGACGGUGACAGAAACAUUGCUGCGUCCAACAAGCGUUGUGUCCACGGUAACUUCGACGAUCUUACAACCGAUCGUCACAAGAAUACCUUCUUCUUACGAUAACGUGGAUAAUGACUCUAUAUUUGUCGUAAUGAGCGAUCAGAAACCACCCGCGCCUGGAGCGGAAGAGGUGGAAGCUGAAUACGGAGAGGAAGUGUCUCGCGACGAACAGGAUCCGGCAGGCAAUGAAAUUCACAGAGUAUUGGCAGGCGGAGUACUAGGUGCGCCAUCGGUGCCUCUUGCACCUGUCGCGAAUCAAUGUACACCGGAAUGUAAAUCGUCCAAGUCGGAAAUUUGCGCCGAAAUAGGAACAGAGAUGAGAUGCGUUUGUCGGCCAGGAUUUGCGAGAAUGUUUCCGGAUCGGCCUUGCAAACCUACUUACACAUAUACUUUACGCGUUGGCCUGGAUCGCAUUGGUCAUGAAUUCGUGGCAUAUGAAACCGCCUUAAAUGAUUCCGCAUCGGCAACUUACAAACGUUUGGCGGUUCCGACGAAGGAAGCUCUAGACAGGACUUUAAUGCAGAGUGACUUAAGAGACGUGUACAGAGGACUCAAAAUCGCCGGAUUCACUCCGGAUCCAACAAAAGUCGAAUUUCACGUGCAGCUUAGCGAUAACGCUAAUGAGACCAGAUUGAAGGAAGUCCUACGGAAAUAUUUAAUUGCAAGCAAUUACAGUUUAGGUGGCACGGAAGUUUACGCUUCAAAGAAUCUUGAUUUGGUCGAGGCGAUCGAUUUUGAUGAAUGCGCUUCUAAGGAAAGUGGUCCACACCACGAUUGUUCACUUCAUGCGGCGUGCUUCAACUUACGAGGAUCCUAUCAAUGCUCUUGUAGAGAAGGUUGGGCUGAUCUGUCGGAAAAUCCAGCAUAUCCCGGAAGAAUAUGCUCGCAAGCUCCAUUGGGAUGCGCUGGCUGCAGCAACAAAGGUCAUUGCGUCACCAAUUCUCUCGGUCAAGAAGUGUGCGAAUGCUUCCCUUGGCACAGCGGCCAACGUUGUCAAGUUAAUCUCAAAGUUUUGUUGAUAGCUCUGGUGACGACUGGAGCGAUUCUGUUGGGUCUCCUAGCAAUUUGUCUGGGAAUGACGUGCUUCCGGCACCCAGGGCGCGAUCGAAAGACCGGCGACAGACGAGCAAUGAUUCCCGGAACAGGUGGCGAUACAAGUAGCGAGGGUAGCGUGACUGACUUGGCCAUACCGCAUCAUGUACCGCAUAUUUUACCACCGCCGCCGCAAAUGAUAGCGCCAUUGCCGCCAAAUAAGCGACCAGUUCGUAAGAUUAGCGCAAAGCCUCGUCAACCGCCCAGAAAAGCUACCAUGAUACCUGCAGCUGCAAUACCAAUGAAUGACGAUCAGCGCGAUCGCUCUUUGACGGUAAUGAUACCGCGCGCUAAAUACCGAUCGGCACCGCAGUCGCCGCAAAAUUACAAGGUUGGCAUGAGCACAUUCGCCACCGAGGAACACAAACUCAUAAAUUACCUCGACAAUGGUGCGAACUGUCCGGGAAAUAGAAAACCAAGUAUAUCCAGCAUGAAGGAUUGCAAGGAGGCCGAUCUGCAGGGAACAAGAAAUCCGGUGACGCCCACAGGCGCUCUCGUCAGUGCCGGUUUUCAGGUAUCAGCGACGGUGACCCGUACGGUGGACGCUGAAUCCACCUUGGCACGUUCCUGCGGAGAAACGACUGUAGAACCAGCGACUAAGGUAUUGAGGAGCGCGGACCUUCAAGUCGACCUCGACUCAACUCUAGCGCGUUCGUGCGGCGAGACAACCAUCCAGGCUCCAACCAAGCUCCUUAGAUUGGAUCUGGGCGAAGCUGGUUCGACCCUGGCGAGAUCUUGCGGCGAAACGACGAUCCAGCCGUCGACAAAAGUCGCCGCCGCGCGAAGGAACAGCGUCAAGGACUCUAGAGAUAACAGGGAUACCAGAGACAGCGCCAGCGAAGGUCACACCAUGGCUGAGCGAGACUUAGGCAGCACCCUGCGACUUCCGGCGCAGCAUCCGCCGUUGUACAGUCCAGAUAGGACUAGCGAUCGGGAGUCCAACUUUGAUUCGCUGUAGACGUUUUCAAACGAGAACGAGUCACGAUGUGAAGAUUGAUCGCGAACAGAGCCGCUGGACGGCGUUCUUUGUAAAUUUAUUAAUCAUCCUUUAUCGAAAUUUGCCAUUAUUGAAAGUGCGAAGGAUAUAUGUAUCCGUAACUUCUUCUAAUUUAUAUAUUAUAUUGCGCUCGCUACACCAAUUCUAUCUUAUUUUUUACAGUUACGGUAUCAUAGAAAUCUACUUAUGUAAGUCUAGGUACACAUUUAUUUAUUUUAUAUUUUUAUUUACUUGUAAUAAUUUGAUAUUAUAUAUAUUGAUACAAAAAAUUCAAAAUUAAUGAGUAAUUCUCAUUAAUCUUUUGAAAUUACAACUUGAUCGACGAAUGCGUCUUAAAUGAAAAUCUUGCGCGUAACUUUGCAAAGAUGAAAGAUGAGCACACGUGACUCAACCCCGUGCCAAAAUACAACCAAUGAAAUAAGGAAGGCUCCUCGAAGAAGUUCCUUCUUGUCUUCCUCUUAAAUGUCGUUUUCGAAAUCGAGCAACUCGUCGCUGCAGACGAUUGAAAUAUUUUAUUUCACCAGAAUUUAUCGCAUUAUACAUAUGUAUAAUAAUUCGACUGAUUGGUAGGCUUCAAGUCAAGCCAUUAAAAACGUUGAACAUAUCGCCAAAGCUUUUAUCGAAAUAUACAAGUAAUAUUAAUUAAAGCUGGAGAAAAUAAUAUUUCGAUCGACGCAGCUUACCGUGUGUCAAGCAUGGUGCAAAGUGUCAUAAAUAAUGGAUGGCGCCAAGCCGUCGUGCAAACAGCACGACGAGAAAGCUCGAUGUGUACAUUAAACACGAAAGGAGAAUAUUUUUUUUUUAUUAUUGUUGUUAUUGUUUGUUUGUUUAGUCUAUUCUCCGACGAAACGUGUUAUGUUGCCCGGCUUCGUUACAAGGCUCUUUUUCGGAACGAUUUAAGUUCGCGAUCGAGAAAAGGCAUCGCUCGAAUGUAAAUUAUCUAUGUAAUACUAUUAACAUAUAUGCUGAAUAUUUUUUGAUACCUCCCCUCCUUUUAUAAUUAUAUAUUUAUAUCAAAUAUAAAUGUUAUAAUUUUAAUGUAUAUUUAUAUCAAAUAUAAAUGUUAUAAUUUUGUGCAUAUCCAACAUCAGGAGCAAUAUUGGCGAACAUAAAUCCAGCACCUCAAGAAAUAUGUAAAUUAAGAGAGCAGCAUUUUAGUGUUUUACAUUCGAGAAAAACGUGCUAUUAUUUCGGUUCGAAGUCGAGGGACGAAGCCGCGGCAACGUCGUUGUAUGAAACUCGAAUGAGACGCAUUACGAUGUAUUUACCGUUAGCUCAAUAGAGAUGAUAGCGUAAGCAAAAAAGUGUAACGAAAGACAGGUGUAUCAUGCGCGCGUCACGAUUUACCCGUAAAAAUCCACGUUUCGUCGAAAAAGAUUGUCCCGUACGUGGCGAAUUAAAUUCUGCCGAUUUAAGAAACGAAAAAUGACGAUGCUCGUAUCUUAAGUUUUGUUACUAACUUUGUCCCCCCCUCUCUCUUUCUACAAUCCAAAUAAAACUUCCAUUUAUACGUACACAUAUACAUAUACAUAGAGAUAUUAUAUACGUAUAUAUAUAGAUACAUUAUCCUGUCUGUUGUACAUAAACUCUCCUCCGAAGCCUCUUCUACAUAAUGCUAUCGUAAUUUUGUAUACUUAGCGCAUGUACACUUAUACGUACUUAAAUAAAAGUCAAUAAUAUAAUGGCAUGUCUUAAAAACGUACCUGUCUGACAUACUCAAGAAAUUAUAAUCAACUUAAAGUACUUAAGUUGACUCGAUAACAAUAUUUUUUUUUGCACGCAAGUUAUAUUAUCCGCAUUAUGCAUUAUUAUUGUAACUGCGAAAUCUAUCACUAAGAUUUCACUGCGCAAAUUAUUUCUUAACCCCGAUCUUCCUUCUAACUUUCAAUUAUCCGUAUAAACUUUUCAGUUUCGUAAUAAUUGUAACGUUUAGAAUGCUCUAAAUAUAACACUAAAUUUUUUCAAGUUUAUUUGCAAAAUGGAGUUAGAAUUAUUUUGAAAAAUAUCACUAACGAGAAGGACGAGCUCAAAAAAAAAAAAAUAGAUUAUGCAAGGAAAAUAUACGCCAGAGUAAACAGAAUGAUAAAUAGAAACAAAGAAAUAAUGAGAUAAAAAAUGAUUAAGCAAAAAAAUGCUAUGUUACGGAUUAAUCUAUAAUCAUUGUAGAAACUAUCAUUUUUUACUAUAUAAUAGGCAUACUCGAUAUAAGCUUCUAAAACAUUUUUAUUAAAACAUUUUAUGUGUAAA